Messenger RNA from Puccinia triticina, 999 nucleotides. RefSeq lists its product as uncharacterized. The record is from RefSeq and is a predicted model, not a curated record. Gene Ontology annotation, biological process: trehalose biosynthetic process. Bases 1 to 999 code for a protein of 332 amino acids. The transcript is spliced from 4 exons. NCBI's taxonomy places the organism in Eukaryota, Fungi, Basidiomycota, Pucciniomycetes, Pucciniales, Pucciniaceae.
AUGUUGUAUUGCCUCCUCCUGGCAGUCUUAACUGUCCUGAUCCUCUCCUCUGAUACAAGUGCCCAACCGCUCAUUGAGGACACUGCGCGCUUCGGCCACGCUGGCAGCUUCAACCCAUUCAAAAUGCCCGACUACUUCACAUGGGAGCCAACAUCGGGACGAAAAACAGUCGGCCAAAUUGAUCACCACCCUGGAAAAUUCGAACCUCACGGCAGCGGAAAAGUACUCAUUUUUCUCGAACUUGGGGCCCUACGACUGCCUAAUUGGCACACCGACUCGGCCUACGAAAUACUGAAGAAUUUGGCCUCAGGAGAAAAUAACGAAGUUUGGAUGUAUAGUGUAAAAGAUCUCAAGUACCUGGACACGUAUAGGACUAUUCCUAAUCUCAACAUAGCGACAGAGCAUGGGGCGGUACUGCGGAUGGCGGGUUCUGAUGUGAUCAACAACGCUGUGCACCCUGAGGUACCACAGAUUAAAACAGCAAUGGCCGAAAUCGCUAAACGUUAUCCCAUCUUUAAUAUUCAUAUGUUACCAGGAGUAAACACUGUGUCAUUUAGGUACAACAAAAAAUACCACGAUUAUUUCGAACCAGUGGUUGUCGCGGACAUAACAAAAAUGUUAGAGCAGAGCCACCGGGACUUCACGUUCAGGCUAGAUCAGAUAGGCUAUGGGGAAAUUAAGCAUAAAGAAUCCGACAGAGGGAAUCUCAUCCACCACUUGCUAGUCACCAAGUGGUACUCGCGCGGAAUCGCAAUUGGACGUCGGGAUGUUGAUGAAGGCAUGUUCAAAGCAAUGAAUAUGGCAAAUUCCUUCGGCGCCAAUUUCCACACUGUGAUUGUCAGCGAAUCGGAGGAGCAGGAAACUUCUGCAAAAUACAAAUUGGCAAAUACUUUCCAGGUUCUCCGGCUUCUCUCCGACUAUGCCCGCCGCCAAGACAACUUCAAGUAUGCCACUCAGACUGGACAGAUAGACCCUAUUAAACCGCCUCCAGACUCGUAA